AACAAAAGAAAGGCCACAACAGGAAGAACAUUCAGCGUAUCCAGGUGACAGGAACAAAGACAAAGAAAAAGAAACAAGGACAAUGUUGGCCAUUUUGAUUACCUUGCUACUGGGCCUCCUGAUUCUAGGCUUUCUGAAACAGCACUGGUCACGCAGGUCCUACCCUCCUGGGCCUUUUGAGCUACCCCUCAUUGGAAGUAUUUGGCGAUUAGUCUACAAGUUUUCGAAAGAUAUUCUAUUUAAGCUGGCCAAACAACAUGGAAACAUUUACACCUUGUGGCUGGGACCCGUACCUAUAGUUGUCCUGUCUGGGUAUGAAGCAGUGAAAGAAGGGCUGAUAAACCAUUCAGACGACUUUGCUGAUCGGCCAGUGACCCCAGUGAUGAAAGCUAUAGGAAAGGAACGGGGUAUUGCACUGUCAAACGGUCACACCUGGAAGCAACAGAGGAAGUUCGGGCUAGUCACCAUGCGGAAGCUGGGACUGGGGAAGAAAGGCAUGGAGCACCAAAUCGAAGAGGAGGCCCAUCAGCUUGUCGAGACUUUUGCACGUGCGAAGGGGCAGCCAUUUGACCCAUCAGUGCCCAUCACUAAUUCUGUUUGCAAUGUGAUCUCUGCUGUGGCUUUUGGACACCGGUUUUCUGCUGAAGAUAAAGAAUUCCACAAGCUGCUAGAUGCUAUUGAGUAUAUCCUAACAUUUGUAGGUAGCAUCACUUAUGCUCUGUGUGAAAUUUUCCCGUGGCUCAUGGAAUGGCUCCCAGGGCCUCACAGGAAGGCCCUUGCCUACGCAGAGGCCAUACUUUCAUUUUCAAGGAAGGAGAUAGAAAACCAUAAGGAACAUCAGGCCAUGCAUGAGCCGCAAGACUUGACUGAUUUUUACCUGCUUCAGAUGGAGAAAAGCAAGAAUGACCCCAACUCUACUUACAAUGAAAGCAAUCUGUCUCAGUGUAUUGUGGACUUCUUCAUAGCAGGAACAGAAACAAUGUCCUUGUCAUUGCGAUGGGCGCUGCUCCUCAUGGCAAAUCAUCCAGACAUCCAAGAGAAAGUCCACAAGGAGAUCGAAGAGGUUUUGGGUUCCUCUCAAUCAUUCAGUUACCAAGAUCGGAAGAAAUUGCCCUACACUAAUGCUGUAAUUCAUGAGAUCCAGCGUUCCCAAUAUGUCUUAACAUUUGGCAUCCCCAGACUAUGUACAAAGGAUAUUAAAAUAUUUGGUUUUUCCAUUCCAAAGGACACCAUGAUUUUUCCAGAUCUCCGCUCUGUUCUUAAUGAUCCUAAGCAAUGGGCGACACCCCAGGAGUUCAACCCAGAUCAUUUUUUGGAUAAGGAUGGGAAUUUUGUGGAAAGGGAAGCAUUCCUUCCAUUUGGUGCAGGGGCCCGUGUCUGCCUGGGAAAGCAGCUGGCCAGGAUCGAGCUCUUCAUGUUCUUCACCACACUGCUGAAAGCAUUCACCUUCCAACUACCAGAAGGAGUCAAAGAGCUCAGCAAAGAACCUAUAGUUAGGGUAUCUCUGGCUCCCCAAGCUUAUAAGCUCUGUGCUAUUCCCCACUGCAGAGCAUAAUAAACUAUACCAAGUGGAGUGGCUCAUCUGUUACUGUCAAUUUCUCCGUCAUUUGUUGCAUAAGAACAUAAGAAGAACUCUGCUGGAUCUGAGCAGUGGUCCACCU
Gekko japonicus is the source of this 1661-nucleotide messenger RNA. RefSeq names its product cytochrome P450 2J2-like. Gene Ontology annotation, cellular component: cytoplasm; intracellular membrane-bounded organelle. Gene Ontology annotation, biological process: xenobiotic metabolic process; arachidonate metabolic process. The record is from RefSeq and is a predicted model, not a curated record. Bases 83 to 1555 code for a protein of 490 amino acids. Gene Ontology annotation, molecular function: oxidoreductase activity, acting on paired donors, with incorporation or reduction of molecular oxygen, reduced flavin or flavoprotein as one donor, and incorporation of one atom of oxygen; iron ion binding; heme binding. The transcript has 9 exons. Lineage: Eukaryota; Metazoa; Chordata; Lepidosauria; Squamata; Gekkonidae.